CCUUUCUUUCCAAUUUUUCUUGUUAUAACAUGUUUUCAUUUUGUUUGAUUCAAUUUGUCUGCUGCUCAGGUCAUCUUAUUAUUUUCUGAUUUUCUCUCCUAAGUCCUAAUUAAUCUUUAUGCAGACUUUUCAGUUGUCCAAAUUCAUGUCUCUAUAAGUUGUGUAUUCGGUUGAGGUUUUUCUUUUUUUAAAAAAAAAAACCAAAAGUGCUUUUGAUAUAUUAAGAAAGACUUGUUUGGAAAUGUUAAAAGUUUCAGCUUUUAGGAAAAUAUGAUUAGCUUUGUACAGAACCUAAAAGUUUCAGGUUCAGCUUCUAAGCAAGAAAUUUGAUUUUCGUUGAAAUAAAGCUUUAUCUCAAAGGGCUCCUGCUUUGACUUUCUUAAGCUACCAGAAUUAAUCUAUUGUAAUGUGCAAUUUCUUUUGUCAUUUCACAGUUUUAUACUGCUUUGUUCUUCUCAUACUAGGAUUGUAAGAUUUUUUCUUAUUUAUUUUGUUUGUGUGAUAAUACAUGCUUCAUGGUGCUUCUCCAUAAUCGGUUGGAUGUUUAGAUAAAGUAUUGGAGUUUUACUCAGUCUAAAAUUUCCAUGAUGCUUCUGCUCAUAUGCUUUAUGGUACUUAUAGUAGUUAUCUAUGAAUGUUAUACUUAUACACACAUUACAGACAUAAAUUUUGGCCUAUUUUGACUUUUCACAGUUGGUGCACAAAGUUUGUUCAACCUAACGUGGUUUACUCUUUUAUCACUUACACCCCUAUUUUUUUUUUUCUUAUCAAUUAUCCCCUUGUGGUUUUUUUCCAUCCAAGUCCAUCUUUAACACUAUUAGUAAUUAAACUAACUUUGUCCAUUUUACCCCUAUUUUACUUGUUAAUUAAUCUGAUAUAAAAAUUACAUAAAAAAGAGAGAGAAUUCUCACGUAAAAACAUUAUGUUCCCUAUUGCUAUUUUUGUUGGUUGUGAUACAACCUGUGAUAUGCCAGAAUGAGAAGGCUGUUCCUCUUUCUGCACUACUCCAUGUUGCAAUUGCAAUUGCUGUGGUUGUUCUCCUUGCCAGGUCCAAACAAUGUCCUUAAGUCCAUAUUCUUCAGCAUUCUCUAGUGUCAUCCCAAAAAUCAGGGAAUGCUGAAAGAUGUGUUUGAUGGUCAAAAACUCCUUCACCGAGGUUAAUUAGGUUGCACCUCCAUUUGGGCUACCCUUGUUCAUCCUUGACAAGAUUGGAUGUUUAGUCCACUGCCCAUAUCUACUUUGUGCUCAUGUGACUGAGGUGGCUAGAAAUCAAAGCCAUUGUGUGAUUUCAAAACAUGAUGUUUGUGAAGACGGUUGAGCUUUGAGUUUUUUGAGAACCAUUUUCCUGCUUUUGUCCACAUAAUUGCCUGUACUUGGUACUGUUGAUAUUAGCAUUGGUUUUAUGGAACAGAAAGGAAAUGUGCCUAUGCAAAGAUAUGAACUAGGGAGAUUAUUCGGCCAAGGAACCUUUGCAAAGGUUUACCAUGCAAGGAACCCUAUAACUGGCAUGAGUGUGGCCAUUAAAGUUAUUGAUAAAGAGAAGGCUCUGAAAGUAGGGAUGAUUGAUCAGAUUAAGCGUGAAAUUUCAGUGAUGAGACUAAUCAGCCAUCCACAUGUGGUUGAGCUUUAUGAGGUAAUGGCCAAUAAAACCAAAAUUUACUUUGUUAUGGAGUAUGUAAAAGGUGGUGAACUCUUCGCCAUCCUAUCGAAAGGAAAGCUCAAGCAAGAUGAUGCUAGGAGAUAUUUUCAGCAAUUGAUCAGUGCUGUUGACUACUGCCAUAGCAGAGGUGUAUGUCACUGCGAUUUAAAACCAAAAAAUCUUCUAUUGGAUGAAAAUGGAUAUUUGAAGGUCUCAGAUUUUGGGUUAAGUGCUCUUGCUGAGUCUAAGCACCAAGAUGGAUUACUCCAUACUACAUGUGGUACCCCAGCCUAUGUUGCUCCAGAAGUGAUUAACAGAAAGGGUUAUGAUGGGACCAAAGCUGAUAUAUGGUCAUGUGGGGUGAUCUUGUAUGUUCUAUUGAUUGGUUUUCUUCCAUUUAGAUAUUCAAAUCUGAUGGAGAUGUGUAAAGAACCUUGGGAUACACCACCCCAAAAGCUAGCUCAAGGGAUGGGAGUGUCCAAGACCUUAUAAAGGCCAUAUUAGUUGCUCAUCCAAUCAAUGUGGGACUAUAUAUCUCAACACGCCUCCUCACGCAAGAGCCCUUUAGGCUAGAAGCGUGGAAAUUGUACAGGCCCAUUUUUGGUUUACCUUUUUGUGCUUUUUUUUUUUUAAUUUUAAUUCCACUUUUUAAAGCAGGGGAUGGUGAGGCUCUGAUACCAUGUAAAGAACCUUGAGAUACACCACCUCAAAAGCUAGCUCAAGGGCUGGGAGUGCCCAAGACCUUAUAAAGGCCAUAUUAGUUGCCCAUCCAAUCAAUGUGGGACUAUAUAUCUCAACAAGAUGUAUAGGAAGAUUGGUAAGGCAGAACCAACAAGAAUAGUGACUGGCAACAUAAUGUUUUUACGUGAGAGUCCUCUCUCUUUUUAAUGUAACUUAUAUAUAAGAUUAAUUAACAAGUAAUAUAGGGGUAAAAUGGAUAAGUUAAUUUAAUUACUAACAGUGUUAAAGAUGGAUUUGGAUGGAAAAAAAUCACAAGGGGGUAAUUGAUAACAAAAAAAUGGAAUAGGGAUGUAAGUGAAUAAAAGAGUUAAACCGCAAGGGGGUUUAUGAACUUUUCCCUAGAUUUAACAAAGAGCUUCCCAUGUGCGGUGCAUAAUAUGUUAAAAGUGAAACUUUAUGCAUUAAACGUGAAAAUUGGUUAAACUUCACAGGGGUUGUUUAUAAAGGGUUUAAGGUGUUUGUCCAUUAAAUCUAAUCCUCCAUUUAACGGUUUCACUGUUUACCUAAGUUGAUUAAUGAUGGGAGUUAUGUGUAAUAAAACAAGCUAAACUUCAGGGGUGUAAUCUUCAUUUGAACCACCCCCCCCCCCCCGUGGGGCCCCCCCGGCCCCUUUCUCUUUUUACCCUUUUCUCAAACUGUUUGUCCUAAUAUUUUUGUAUU
Messenger RNA from Gastrolobium bilobum, 3040 nucleotides. RefSeq names its product CBL-interacting serine/threonine-protein kinase 20-like. The transcript has a single exon. Lineage: Eukaryota; Viridiplantae; Streptophyta; Magnoliopsida; Fabales; Fabaceae. The coding region runs from base 1403 to 2131 and encodes 242 amino acids. The record is from RefSeq and is a predicted model, not a curated record. Gene Ontology annotation, molecular function: ATP binding; protein kinase activity. Gene Ontology annotation, biological process: protein phosphorylation.